AGAUCAGAUUCAACCAAAACACACUUAACAAAAUCUGAACAACUCCUUAGAAUAGAUGACCAUGAUUUUGCAAUGAGACCUGGAUUCGGAGGAGCAGCAGUAUCUGUUGGUAUAGAUGUCCAGAUUGAAAGCAUUGACAGUAUUUCAGAAGUUGAUAUGGACUUUACAAUGACUUUAUAUCUAAGACAUUACUGGAAAGAUAGCAGACUCGCUUUCUCAAGUUCCAACAACAGAAGUAUGACAUUUGAUGGAAGACUAGUCAAGAAAAUUUGGGUUCCAGAUGUAUUUUUUGUUCACUCCAAAAGAUCUUUCAUACAUGACACAACCAUGGAGAAUAUCAUGCUAAGGGUAUAUCCAGAUGGCAACAUCCUGUACAGUCUAAGGAUAACAGUCACUGCCAUGUGUUCAAUGGAUUUUAGCAGCUUUCCCCUUGAUACACAGAACUGCUCACUUGAACUUGAAAGCUAUGCUUACAAUGAAAAAGAUCUGAUGCUCCACUGGAAGAAUGAAAAGGAACCACUUAAGACAGAUGAACAGAUUUUACUUGCUCAGUUUUUCAUACAAGAAUUCCGUGCAUCAAGUGGACUUGCAUUUUAUAGCAGCACUGGUUGGUACAACAGAUUGUUUAUUAAUUUCAUCCUAAGGAGGCACAUUUUCUUUUUUCUUUUACAAACCUACUUUCCAACCAUGUUAAUGGUCAUGCUAUCUUGGGUUUCCUUCUGGAUUGACAGAAGAGCAGUCCCAGCUCGAGUUUCACUGGGAAUAACAAUUAUUCUGACAAUGUCAACAAUUAUAACUGGAGUGAAUGCAUCUAUGCCUCGAGUAUCUUACGUUAAAGCUGUGGAUAUCUACCUCUGGGUCAGCUUUCUCUUUGUAUUCCUUUCUAUAAUUGAAUAUGCGGCUGUAAACUAUCUAACCACUGUAGAAGAAAGGAAAAAAAUGAAACAGAGAGAGAAGUUUUCAGAUUCCUUUAGGUUGAAUCAGACGCAAAACAUGGCUUUUGAUGGCUGCUACCAUGAUAGCCAGCUGGACCUGUCAGACUACACCGAAGCUCGUUUAAGUGUAGCAAAUACUGAAGCCAGAGAACGUGUAUCCUGUCCAAAUACAGAUGGUCAACAGUUAAGAAGGAAGAAAUCUAUCAAGGGGAAUGUCACUGCAAUUAUUAUAAAGAACAAUCAUGCUAUUGAUACCUACUCAAGGGUUUUAUUUCCUGCAGCAUUUAUUCUUUUUAAUUUCAUUUACUGGUGCUUAUUUUCAUAA
Messenger RNA from Carcharodon carcharias (great white shark), 1260 nucleotides. RefSeq names its product gamma-aminobutyric acid receptor subunit rho-3-like. NCBI's taxonomy places the organism in Eukaryota, Metazoa, Chordata, Chondrichthyes, Lamniformes, Lamnidae. The transcript is spliced from 8 exons. Gene Ontology annotation, biological process: signal transduction; nervous system process; regulation of membrane potential. The coding region runs from base 73 to 1260 and encodes 395 amino acids. The record is from RefSeq and is a predicted model, not a curated record. Gene Ontology annotation, cellular component: neuron projection; synapse; GABA-A receptor complex. Gene Ontology annotation, molecular function: GABA-A receptor activity; extracellular ligand-gated monoatomic ion channel activity; neurotransmitter receptor activity.